Messenger RNA from Sus scrofa (pig), 7683 nucleotides. RefSeq names its product GTP binding protein 2 (gene GTPBP2). The record is from RefSeq and is a predicted model, not a curated record. NCBI's taxonomy places the organism in Eukaryota, Metazoa, Chordata, Mammalia, Artiodactyla, Suidae. Gene Ontology annotation, molecular function: GTPase activity; translation elongation factor activity; GTP binding. Gene Ontology annotation, biological process: translational elongation.
GUGGCGGGGGGAGGGGCCGGGCGGGGGGCUGGCGGCAGCAGCGGAUGGACUCGCGGGUAUCCGAGCUGUUCGGCGGCUGCUGCCGGCCCGGAGGGGGCCCGGCCGUGGGCGGAACCCUCAAGGCUAGGGGCGCCGGCGGCAGCAGCAGCUGCGGGGGCCCGAAGGGGAAAAAGAAGAACGGAAGGAACAGAGGGGGCAAAGCCAACAACCCUCCGUACCUGCCCCCCGAGGCUGAAGAUGGAAACAUCGAAUAUAAACUGAAGCUGGUGAAUCCAUCCCAAUACCGUUUUGAGCACCUGGUGACACAGAUGAAGUGGCGGCUCCAGGAGGGCCGUGGUGAGGCGGUCUACCAGAUUGGGGUAGAGGACAAUGGGCUGCUGGUGGGCCUGGCUGAGGAGGAGAUGAGGGCCUCCCUCAAGACCCUGCACCGAAUGGCAGAGAAGGUUGGGGCAGACAUCACUGUCCUCCGGGAGCGAGAAGUGGACUAUGACAGUGACACGCCCCGGAAGAUCACCGAGGUGCUAGUACGAAAGGUCCCUGACAACCAACAGUUCCUGGACCUCCGUGUGGCCGUCCUGGGGAAUGUGGACUCAGGGAAGUCGACUCUGCUGGGAGUCCUGACCCAGGGAGAGCUGGACAAUGGGCGGGGCCGGGCUCGGCUCAACCUUUUCCGCCACCUGCACGAGAUUCAGUCUGGCCGAACCUCCAGCAUCAGCUUCGAGAUCCUGGGCUUUAACAGCAAGGGAGAGGUGGUGAAUUACAGUGACUCAAGGACGGCAGAAGAGAUCUGUGAGAGCAGCUCCAAGAUGAUCACCUUCAUCGACCUGGCAGGCCACCACAAGUACCUGCACACCACCAUCUUCGGCCUCACCUCGUACUGUCCCGACUGCGCCCUGCUGCUCGUCAGCGCCAACACUGGCAUUGCUGGCACCACAAGGGAACAUCUGGGGCUGGCCCUGGCCCUGAAAGUGCCCUUCUUCAUCGUGGUCAGCAAGGUGGACCUGUGCGCCAAGACCACCGUGGAGAGGACGGUACGCCAGCUAGAGCGGGUCCUCAAGCAGCCUGGCUGCCACAAGGUCCCCAUGCUCGUCACCUCCGAGGAUGAUGCUGUCACGGCUGCCCAGCAGUUUGCCCAGUCCCCCAAUGUCACCCCUAUCUUCACACUGUCGAGCGUGUCUGGAGAGAGUCUGGAUCUGCUCAAAGUCUUUCUGAAUAUUCUGCCGCCACUCACCAAUAGCAAAGAGCAGGAAGAACUCAUGCAGCAGCUGACAGAGUUCCAGGUGGAUGAAAUCUACACAGUUCCAGAGGUGGGGACAGUUGUCGGAGGAACGCUUUCCAGUGGCAUUUGCCGUGAGGGGGACCAGCUGGUGGUGGGCCCCACAGACGAUGGCUGCUUCCUGGAGCUGAGAGUGUGCAGCAUCCAACGCAACCGCUCUGCCUGUCGUGUGCUGCGAGCCGGCCAGGCUGCUACACUGGCCCUCGGGGACUUUGACCGCGCACUCCUUCGCAAGGGCAUGGUGAUGGUGAGCCCAGAGAUGAACCCCACCAUCUGCUCAGUGUUCGAGGCAGAGAUAGUCCUGCUGUUCCAUGCCACCACCUUCCGGCGAGGCUUCCAGGUGACAGUACACGUGGGCAAUGUGCGUCAGACGGCAGUGGUGGAAAAGAUCCAUGCCAAGGACAAGCUGCGGACUGGGGAGAAGGCAGUAGUCCGUUUCCGCUUCCUGAAGCACCCAGAGUACCUGAAGGUGGGCGCCAAGCUGCUGUUUCGGGAGGGCGUCACCAAGGGCAUCGGCCACGUCACCGAUGUGCAAGCCAUUGCAGCGGGAGAGGCCCAGGCCAACAUGGCUUUCUGAACUCCUCCAGGCAGGCACGGCUCUACUGCUGUCUCUACAAUAUAGAAGGUGACUUCUGGCCAUGCUGCCCCCCCAUCGGCGGCUGUGUGUGUCAGUAGGCUAGGGAGAGAGGGAUGCUCUCUGCUGCUUGCUCCUGGCUACCUUUUCUGGAGACAUGCCAGGCUUGAUGUGGCCGGGGAGGGGCAGGCCUGGGGGAGGAGACGGGAGAACUCAGGGCAGCGCUCAGCAGCUGUGUGGCCACCUGGUCGGCUCAGCAAGCCCGGCAACCCCACGGCCCGUCUACCGGAGGGAGCUGCCUGCUGCCACCUCAGCCCCACUCUUGGGCCUGGGCUUGACUCACCACUGUGGUCCCUGUGCAUCAGGAAUUGUCACAACAAUUGGGGGUGGUCCUCGAAAGCACUCCUUUUUCUAUACCUCUUCUCAAGGCCAUGUAAGUUCCUCCUCUCUACCUGCCUGGACAAAAGAUGCCUGCUCCUGGCCAGCCAGUGGGCGGCUCAGGGUCUGAAGAUAUGGCACAGGGACUGAAUGGCAACGCCCCCACCCUGUGCUGAGACAGGAGGUCCUUCUGUCAGCUUUCUCUCCCAUCCCUCCUUCACUCAAGGGCCACGUCCCUGGUUCUGCCUGUCAAAGGCCCCACAGGUGCUAUUUGUUGUGCUGGCCCAGGUGUGGGGCCGCCAAGCUCAGCCUUGGCCUGCCGAGGGUCAGCUGCAUGUUGGUUGGUCUUGUCCCUCCUCUGCAGUGACCUGUUGGUAUUAAUGCUGGAUUCAAACAGUAUGUUUUACUCUCCCAGGCUGGUGGCUGGGGACCUGACCCCUAGCUCCCCAUCCUGCCACCUUCGCCCCCGCUUCCUGCCCCCGUGUAAGUCCUCUCGUGUUUUAGUAACUUGCAGUGAGUGACCAUACCUGUCCCUCUGUCGCAGGAACCUGGAGGUAAGGGAAAGAUGAUGCCGUAUUUCCUACUCCUUAGGGCAUGGAUCCCCUUCUUUCCCUUAUUAGUGUCCUGGGUUCCCGUGGACUCAGGGAUUUGUUGGUUGAGGUUUCCCUGCAUAUAUAUAUACAUAUAUAUAUAUUUAAAUAUGCAUAUAUAUAUAUUGUACAGAAUAAAAAUGUUUUAUUGAACACACUGUGCUUAUGCUUAAGAUCCAGGCUUAUCUUCCAGAGCUGGAUUCCUCUCCAGGAUCAGAGGCGAGUGAAACCCUUACGCUGCUGAGCCCUGAGUGGGGAAGAACCCACUGACCCAGCUUCCUUCCCUCCCCCGCACAUGCUAUCAGGGUCCAGUGCUGUGACCUAAGUAUUCUGGCCUGUUUUGCAUGGUUCUUUGAGUAGAACAGAAAGCGAAACUGCGGGGGAGUUCCUGUCGUGGCUCACUGGUUAACAAACCCGACUAGUAUCCAUGAGAAUACGGGUUCGAUCCCUGGCCUUGCUCAGUGGGUUAAGGAUCCAGCUUUGCUGUGAGCUGUGGUAUAGGUUGUAGACGCAGUUCGAAUUCCUACAUUGCUGUGGCUGUGGUGUAGGCCGCAGCUGAAGCUCCAAUUCGACCCCUAGCCUGGGAACUUCCAUAUGCUGCAGGUGCAGCUCUAGAAAGACAAAAGUGAAACUGCUACCUUGUCAGCUAAGAGUGGUAACUACCCUGUGCUUGUGGAGCUGGCCAUUUGCUGAUGGUCACAGCGGUAAAGAGGCUGAGAUGGCCCCAUCAAGAUUUUGGUGGCAGGUACUUAAGAGUGCAACUUAGGCAGUGUCUAUGUACUCAAUGCGGAGUAGCCUUAAGUGAGGUUUACGUAGUCUAAACUGGCUUCGGAGCUAUGAGAGGCACCUGGCCAAACCUUUGUCCCUCUUUCUGUUCCCUGGAGAAAUAUGACCCAAGUUUUAAAGUCAGUUGCCAAAUGCAGGGAUCAUUUUCAUUAAUGAUCCUUGCAAAAGAAAUUUAAUGAUAAAUGUAGCCCAUGAUCCCAUGGGCAUCCUGCCCCCAGGGUAUUGAAGUGAUGGCCUCUGUCAUUCAAGCUUAGCUUAUUUUUUUGGGGGGUGGGGGUUAGGGCUGCACCCAUGGCAUAUGGAAGUACCCAGGCUAGGGGUCGAAUCAGAACUACAGCUGCCAGUCUACGCCACAUCACAGCCAUGUCUGUAACCUACACCACAGCUCAUGGCAACGCUGGAUCCUUAACCCACUGAGCGAGGCCAAAGAUGGAACCCGCAUCCUCAUGGAAACUAGUCAGGUGCUUUACCACUGAGCCAUGACGGGAACUUCUCAGCUUCUUUUUAAAUGUCACUGGUUUAACUUGCUAAGAAGCCUAUGGUUGAAGAACUUCCUCCUGGUGUUGGGAACUAAGAGCUGUCUACUUCCUUCUUUACAGCUGCUAAUAAACAGCUAUGACAGAGAGUUAUUAUUUCAGCAAAAGGGUACUUCAGCUUUCCACCUGACACCAACCUUUGCACGGCUGUCUGCUGUCCCCUCCACAGGCUCUCUGCCAGUAUGCCAUUUGUUUCAGUUGCCCAGAAGACAACAUGUGCUGCUGCUGUUGUCUUGAUUGGUUAUUCACUGGUGCCCCACCCCCUGCCCACUACCUGUCUUGGCCUCUAGAAGUCCAGUGAAACCAAAGUGGCUACCACAUUACUUUUUCUGUAUGACUCCUUCCAGUCAACUGACGUGUGAUAAAUUUGCUCAACUUGAUCUCUAUAGCACCCAAAGGGCUUUUUCUUUUUUAAAACUUUUCCCUAGAUUAAGAAACAAAGUUUUUGCUACGUUAAUGGAACACUUAGGAGGAUAAAACGGUGUAUAAAGGAGCACACACGCAGCUCCAAUAGUAUGUAAUUUUUUUAUUCUGGUUCUAGUAAUGUAAAAUUUUCAGUAUACAUUUCAUCUAGUGACUAUCCAGCACCUAUUAUGUGUAAGGCAUGGUGAAGAAUUCUUGCCUGUAAGAAAUCUACAAAUCUAGUAUGAAAAGGGCCGUGUCCACAGUGUCUUUUAUUAGAUAUUUAACUGCCACAAAAGUGGGAAGUACUUUUGGAGGAAAUUCUGGCUAGACCCAGUGGUUUUCAAAUGUUCCCCCUCAAACUACAGGCCCCCAAUUUACAAAUAAGUUCAAAUAAGCCUAAAAAUACUGGCUUGAGUACAUGUAUGGUGUACCCCUCCACCAACUCAGUUCAUCUUCUGACUUUCCACAUAUAAGAAUAAAGACUAAGAAUACAGUACUGUAAGCAUGGACAAGUGCCAAAAGCUACAAUAAUUCAUUUAAAACCAUAAGCUAAAGAGUCACACUUCACUAGGGAAGAGAUGAGCACACCAGAUGAGAUGCAAGAGAUAAGAAAGCCCAAGCACUUAGCUUUUAAAUUUGUGUUUUGUGUGUGUGUAUUUUUUUUUUUUGUCCUUGUCUUUUUAUUAAAUUUGUAUUUAAGGCAAUGACACCAUCCUCCACAAACCAGGUGGGCUGAUAACUUCUAGGUCAGUAUUUUUCGAAUUCAGUUGGGGUUGGGGUAAGGCUGAGACUAUUUCUAUCAAGUUCCCUGUUGGUGCUCAUACUCUUUCUCAGAAUCACACUCAGAGUAACCAAGGUCCUGGAGAUCUAGUUCUACUCCAACUUACCCAACUAAACUGAGUUCCUAAACUGGUCCAGUAACAGUCUCAUUCUACAUUAAGAUAAAAUGCAAGACGUAGAAGGGCCAAUGGACUCCAUAUUCUCAACACUUUUUCUUAAUUUUCAGUAGUCUAAGGCAUUACCUUAAUUUGACAGAUGAGGGAAAGUGAGGAAAGUGACUUAUUCGAGGCCAUAUUCUAAGAGGCAGAGUCAGGUUUGGAACCACAUCUCUUGGGUUUCGAGGCCCAGACAUUUUUAACUGUAUGACACUGCUUCCCUAAAGGCUAGCAAAAACUCAAAACGGUUGUAUAUCUGGAAGGUAAGUUUUUACAUCCCUGUCAGCAAUAGGAUUAGAAUCCACACCUGUAAAGAGAUGGGAGCCUUAACUCAGCAUCUAACCAGCUUAUUUUUCUUAUUAAAAAUUUCAUAAAGUUACAAAUUUCCUUGAGAUAUGAAUAUAUUUCCACCUUCUAGGCUACAAAUAUUAAAACCCUGCAGCAAGCCUGAGGGCAGCUCUCUAGUGUGUUAAUGGCUUAAAAAAUGUUUCUAAUGUCAGCAUGCCCUCAGGCCUAGGGCGUUUGUGACUGGAGGCCAAAGGGCUCUUGGGAUUUCUUUUGCUUUGAGGAGAUCGGGCAGGAACAGCCUGGGAAGUUGAGGAGUGGGGCUGCAAAAAGGAUUUCUGCAACUCCAACGCAAAAUGAUAGUCCGAGUGUUCUGGCGUCUCCCAGACAGGUACCAGAGAGCCGCACUUCUCACAGAGGACUUGGUCCUCAGCAGCUAGGAGACUGAGGGUAGCGGUUGCCUCCUCCAGAGCAGACUUGGAAGUUAAAGAGCUGUUCUGGGCCAAAUCCACCUCUGCAGGAGUUGCCUGGGCUGAAUCUAGCUUCAAUGCGUUUUCACAGGCAGGGCCACCAUCUGGAUACUCUGUUGGUAGCUCUUUAGGGCUGGACUGUGGUUUUUGUGGAGGGAAGAAAACUGAAGGAUCAUUAAGCUGUUUCUGCUUUAGAAGAAGAGUCUUCUGCUUAAAGAAGGGCUCAGAUCCUGUAGUAGAACUGGUUUGGAAAGGUAAUGAGGGCUUGGAUGGUGAAUUGCUCACGGGGGUCUGAGUAGUGGCAGUAAGAGGUAACAGUGAAGCUUCUUUGACCUUCUGCUUUUCUGCAGCUUUCUGGAAGAAUGACUCCAGAGAAUUGGUUGCUUUCUUAGUGACUGUCCCCACUGGGCCACUUUCCUGGGUCUUAGCUUCUGAACUGGUAACUGGCACCUUUGGCAGAGAACUUGGGUCACUGCUCAAGAAGACGGUGAUGUCUGUGCCAGCUGACGAGGCAGAGAAUUUGGUAGCGCAUAGGAAAAGCAUUGUAAGGGGAGGGGACCUGUAUAGAAAGUAAAAGAGCAAGAUUAGCAUGGUCCCAGAUUCAAUUUGUGAAAGUCUGGUUGUGCCACAAAAGGAAAUCAUUACUGCAGUGGUUCUCAAACUUUUAGAGUGUACUGGAUUAAUACAGAUCCAGUAGACCUGGGAUGGGCAGAGGAUUUGCCUUCUAACAAGUUCCCAGGUGAUGCUGAUAGUUGCUGGACCACACCUGAAGAGCACUGCCUUGGUGAACACCUACCAAAUCAGACAUGUGGAAGUUGGAUCCCCUCAAUAGCUAGGUUUAUUGUUUUCAUAACUUAGUGCUUCAGAGCUGCUGUAAUUCAGGGUUGGGGUAAGAAUUCAGGAUAACAAAAAGCUUGAGAAUAUUUAGACUGGAAAGACUUGAAAAAAAUCCUCUUAUGCAUUCUCCUGUUUUUAAAGAGAAGACCACCUAUCUGACAGACUUUCAACUCUGGAACUUCUAGAGAAUGAAAUUUCACACCUGCUUUUGGGUACCUAGCCUGCUCUCAAAACUACUUCAAGAAAUUCUGCCAUAAAGUUCCUCAUGUCUAAUGACUCAAAUUUUCACAAGUUGAAUUUUAGAAGAUGAAAUGUACUUUUAUAUACAGAUUAGUCCUCUAAUGAAGUUAAGGAGUAAACGCUAUUUUAAAAUUACUAUGACAGGAGUUCCUGUCAUGGCUCAGUGGUUAACCUGACUAGCAUCCAUGGGGACAAAGGUUUGAUACCUGGCUUUGCUCAGUGGGUCAAGGAUCCAGCGUUGCCAUGAGCUGUGGCAUAGGUCACAGAUGCUGCUGGGAUCUGGCAUUGCUGCAGCUGUAGCACAGGCCAGCAGUUGUAGCUCCAAUUGUGACCCCUAGCCUGGGAACCUCCAAUAUGCCACAGGUGCAGGC